Molecule: messenger RNA, 438 nt
Organism: Trichoderma asperellum CBS 433.97
Lineage: Eukaryota; Fungi; Ascomycota; Sordariomycetes; Hypocreales; Hypocreaceae
Source: RefSeq, a predicted model, not a curated record
AUGGCAGAUUUCGGCCGCUGCGUCGAGAAGCCCGCUAAAAUAAAAAGGUCCGCGAAUGCUGCCGCGGGCCUUGCAUCGAGGGCUGCCGCCGUUGUUGCUCCCUUUACUCCAGUCCUUACCACGACCACUGCCGCCGGAGCGGACCAAUAUCUGGAUUGUCACCAAUCCGCAUGUGCUGCUUGCGAGGCUAACGCUGCCGCCCAUCAACUAGCCAGCACUACUACGUACCUAGUAGCCACCCACCGGGUCCGGAAACUCGCUGCGCUGGCCCCCGGCGCCAUCCUUUCUUGGCCCGGCCCUGGCCGUCCCGCAGGCGGAACCACACAGGCCUACAGCACAGCACAUGCAACUGGCAGAACAUAUGGCGCGAGCUGCCCCUCCUGGCAAGCUGGAGCUUUCAUCACCCCCCCUGCUUCUGAUUUGGGGAACGUCCCUUGA